Molecule: messenger RNA, 1001 nt
Organism: Dreissena polymorpha
Lineage: Eukaryota; Metazoa; Mollusca; Bivalvia; Myida; Dreissenidae
Exons: 5
Coding region: 94-990 (298 amino acids)
Source: RefSeq, a predicted model, not a curated record
UGUUCGUAAAGUAAUAGCGGUAUUUCUUCAGUUCGUUAUUGGACAUUAUUAAUUCACGGAUAUAAACGUUGUCAUAUAAAACUGAAACGGCUGAUGUUAAUACUGAAAAUGAAAAUUAGUUCACUAUUUGUGACAUUUUUGUUGUUGCAAUUUUGCAAAACACAAAACAAUAAUGGUCCAGUGGAGUACAACGUGGACAUGGAGGUGUUCUCAGGACGAUCCAAUCCCACGUGGAGGGUGAACACCCGCAGCCCGGUGUACGACCGUCUAUCCAGGAUGCUCAGUCGGGUUCGACCCACCAGAAUGAAGGACAAGCUUGGCUACCGAGGUUUUGUGAUUGAGGCGCGUGACGCGCUCGGAAACCGCCGCAAAACGACGGUGGGGGCCGGAAGUAGCCCCGCCCUGGAGAUGUUGCUACUCAACUCCUCGCCAUACCCGCUAGAGGGCGCCGUGAAGCAGACGGUCAUGGACGCAAUUAGACGUACGAACCAACAGAUAUUUCCGGUCUCGCUUGCAAUCGGUAAUUUCAAUGUCAAUGACGACGAUGCACUUCCGGUUUGCCGUCCGCCGACUUAUAACCCGACGCUCUGGAAUCGUCAACCUACUGUUCGCCUAAACAACUGUUACAACUACGCCACCCAGCGGCGAACAAACACGUUCGCGCAACCAGGACGCGCUACCGGACGGCAAUAUUCCCGACCCAUUGAGGCCAGAAAUGUUUUCUACGCCACAAUACGGGACGGAUUCAUUCCCGUUCCAUUCUUUCGACCCCGGACUUGCGUGAUUGCACUGGCGGUGUGGCCCGGCGUUGACUAUCACUUCUACAGGCUGGAUAGCAACCGGCUCUGGUCUCACAAGCCCGGUCGAACUAAUGCGAGAAACACGGAUAACAGCGGCCAGCUAAUCGUGGACCCGCGUAUUGCCGAUAGGGGGGAAUAUGUCGUCUUUGCUGGCUAUCUGCUCAACCAACCUGCCGCCAGAGUGACCUAGGCACUUUCUGA